Molecule: messenger RNA, 2348 nt
Organism: Strongylocentrotus purpuratus (purple sea urchin)
Lineage: Eukaryota; Metazoa; Echinodermata; Echinoidea; Camarodonta; Strongylocentrotidae
Product: limbic system-associated membrane protein
Exons: 13
Coding region: 467-2188 (573 amino acids)
Cellular component (GO): neuron projection
Molecular function (GO): protein binding
Source: RefSeq, a predicted model, not a curated record
CACACGUUUUCCCAUACAUGUUGCAGUUCUGUGUGCACUGUAGCUCGUAACAGCGGCGGCGUACAGGGUAUGAAUGCCAAUCCGCUUCUGGCGCGACAAACUUUCCCCGUGCGGCCGCAUCAACAGUGUACGCACGUUCGUCACUACAGGAACUAGCAGACGACAUCGCUACGCAAGGCGGGAAAAUUUUCAGAGGAACAAAACCAUUUUGUAAGCAGCGGUGUAUGAGGAGAAAACAUAAUUAUUUCAUGUAUCGCUUGCACUUGAAUCAACGUAUUUGAUGAAGGAAGAAUUUUCAGUUUUUCUGUCGGCUUGUGAUUACCCUUUUUUGGAGGCAGACCUUUUUUUUGGAGGCGAAACAAAUUUGGAGGAUUUCACAAAACAAUAGUCCUAUCGUUACUUUCAAGUCUUCAUCAGAAAUUUAAGGAUUUCUUUCUCUCUCUCAUCCUACCCGGGAACGAUCAAAAUGAAUGUUUGGGUCUUUGACUGGGUAUAUCUGUGCCUGUGUCUCAUCAUAUAUGAGACGGUGGGAGUUCCCUAUCGACCUUCCCUACGUUUCCCCCGCCAAAUAAAUGCACCAAAUCCAGAGCUGUUCCAAGGGAGGAUUAUCAUCGGAUCCACGGCUUUUACAGAGCCAAUUAGCAACAGCAAAUGUGCCCAAGAGGUGGCCUCUUCGGACACCCAGUUCCCGGGGUCAAUGUACAGAAAUUGUACAAUGGCCCCGAAAACUACACCACCGGCUCCCGGAAUGCCGUACUUCAUCACUCACAACGUGCAGGUCUUGAUUCGGGUCAAUGAAGGGGGCCACGCCCAUUUUAAAUGUCGUGUUUCCGACCUGGGGGAUAAUCACGUCAUCUGGUAUAAAACUAAUAAAGGAAGAAGAUCACUUAUCUCCGUGGGCCAAGAGAUCAUGGACCAGUCACGACAGUACAUCAAAGAUGGCGACUUUGUGAAUUCGACCUUUGACCUUCGACUGCCAAACGUUCAAAGGUCAGACGAGGACAUCUAUACGUGUACCAUUCAAUCGCACCCACCUACGGAGUUGAACUUUACACUGCUGGUGUCAUACCAGGCUUCGGUGAGGAGAGUCCUCCCGGACGACGAGCCGAACUGGAGUGCCGCCGAACCCAACCGCGUCUACUUCAACGAGACAUCGAACGCCACACUGACCUGCCUCGUAGAUGGUUCCCCUUCUCCGAUUGUGACGUGGUGGAAGAAAGAUAGACCCACCCGACCAUCCAGAGCCCAGCACCUGAUUAUAGCAGUCAGUGACAACAUAACUCUAGUGAAUAUCUCCCGCGAGCAGAGUGGUCAGUAUGUAUGUGACGCAGAGAAUGGGGUCUCAGGUCGUGACCCACCAGACAGCAGGGUCAUAGAUGUCGUCGUUCAGUAUGCUCCAGAAGUGAGGACGCUUUCACCAGACAUACGCGUGGGUGAAGGGAAGUAUCUUCUGCUCCAGUGCAACGUUAAUGCCGUACCUAAAGCCAGGUUUUACUGGAUGAAAGACAACCGAAACCUGACCCUCACGUCACAGAGUUCAGAUAACAGACUCGUCAUUAUAUCCCUGGAUCCGCGGCGUGACUACGGUAACUACACGUGCGUGGCAUACAACCGGCUCGGUUCAUCCAACACAACUAUUCAAGUCAGUGGACGCCCUCUGGCCCCACAAGUCACUAGCAGUUUAUAUGGCACUCGGCGUCACAUCUAUACAUUACGAUGGACCCCUGGAGCUAAUCUUCAAGAGGCACUUCAGGACACCAUUGAGAUUGAGGCUUACGAUAUCUACUACAGGAAGACAUGGAUAGAGGAUGUCGAAGGCAAAAGCCGAGUUAGAUUCUAUCCCGAGCAACCUUUAGCCGACACUAUCUACCCUCGCCCUGAUGCCUGGUCGGCCCAACAAACUUUCGUCCUCCGUGACCUCUCAGACGACAGCACAUAUGAAGGUCAAAUCUGUCCCAGGAACAUGUACGGCACAGGGGACUGCGCGGACUUCCAGUUCAAAACUAGACUUGAGGAUAUUGUUACCACCAUUCCACCAGAAGCAAGACAAACGAUACCCGACGCAGAUAAAUCCGGGUUAUGGACGGCCAAAGCUGACCAAUGGCGAUCAAGAGCAAAUGUAAUGGCGCCCUCAUUUGUCCUAGCUCUAAGCGCUUCCUUCGUCUCGUUGCGUCUGUGCUACCAUUAGGAAAGUGUGACUUUUCCCAACUGUAAUAAAGAGAAGGUUGAGUUCCGGUAAAGAGUGAAAAAUAUUGAUAUUCUUUUUAUAUCAGUCUGGAAGAAUUUCAAAGAAAAUGUCCCACAGAAAGGAUUGCUCUUCAAUUGCCCUCAUAAUCAAAAGAUGACUA